AUGAGCAGCCCGAAGAGGAGGAUCGAGACGGAUGUCAUGAAGAUGUGCGUCAUAACUUCUUACCUGCGCCUCCCAGAGUUGAUGAGCGAUUACGAAGUCACCCUCGUGAAUGACAACACCCCUAUAAACGCGCUCUCUCCCACGCUGCACCAGCAGCUGACAUAUUUCAGGCAAGAGUUCUAUGUGCGCUUCAAGGGUCCAGAGGAGACACCUUUCUCCGGCGGUCUCUGGAAGAUCCACGUCGAGCUCCCGGACCAGUACCCCUACAAAUCCCCCAGUAUUGGUUUUGUGAACCGUAUAUUCCACCCCAACAUUGACGAGCUCUCCGGCAGCGUCUGCCUAGACGUCAUCAACCAGACCUGGUCACCCAUGUACGAUAUGAUCAACAUCUUCGAAGUCUUCCUGCCCCAGCUGCUGCGCUACCCGAACCCGACCGACCCCCUCAACGGCGAGGCGGCUGCGUUGAUGAUGCGGGAGCCCAAGGGCUAUGAGGCCAAGGUCAAAGAAUACGUCCUCAAGUAUGCAAGCAAAGACGCCGCGGACGAGGCUGGCGAGGACAGCGAAUCAGAAGACGACAUGAGCAGUGUCGGCAGCUACGAGUCUGGCGAGGAUGAGGAGCCAGCGGGCAACAUGGAGGAGAUCUAG
Coniosporium apollinis CBS 100218 is the source of this 645-nucleotide messenger RNA. RefSeq names its product ubiquitin-conjugating enzyme E2 H. The record is from RefSeq and is a predicted model, not a curated record. Gene Ontology annotation, molecular function: ubiquitin conjugating enzyme activity. Gene Ontology annotation, biological process: protein polyubiquitination; ubiquitin-dependent protein catabolic process. Gene Ontology annotation, cellular component: nucleus. Lineage: Eukaryota; Fungi; Ascomycota; Dothideomycetes. The transcript is spliced from 8 exons. The coding region runs from base 1 to 645 and encodes 214 amino acids.